AUGUCGCACAUACUGGAUCUUCCGGUCGAAGUCCUCCAACUCGUGGCGAACCAUAGCGUUGAUCUCACGAUCUUGCGGCUGGUUUGUAGGCAUUUCAAUGCCGCUUUCCUCGAUGCCUUUGGCAAGAGAUACCUCAGGAAUCUACAAUGCUUCGUUCUAGACGCUUGUCGCAUCAAGAGACUCAAGUCUAUUACGUCUCAACCGCAUCUCGUGAGAUACAUCCAGGACGUCACCAUUACAUUCUCUGCACUUGAGGGGACGAGUCCUGUGCAUAUUCCUAUGGCUUUCAAGAAGAACGAUGACGUGACCAAAUGGUACGCUCUUCAUCUGGAAUAUCGGCAACGAGCGGCAAAGUCAUUCAGCAAUCGAGUCCCUGACCUCACCGCUUUCGUGUCAACCCUCAAGGACCUGCGAGCUGCUGGCCGGCCGCGUCUGCAUCUCGACUUCACAGAUUACACAACCACGAAGUCUCCGACAACGAUCUGCCUGACACCAAACCAUGUGGCUUCGAUAUUUGAGAAGAUCAUUGCUUCUGGUUGCACGAUUUCAGUGCUUCGUGUAGGACAAACAGCAUUCCUCGAAUCUACACGGCAGCGCUCACGAUUUGACCAAUACAUGCGAGUUGGCCAAUCUCUCGACAACCUCGAUAUCGAUCUUGCCGAUGAGACACAGGACUUGGGGCUGGCGGCGAUCAUGAAAGCAACAACAUGCUUACGGACUUUGCAUCUUGCAGAUUCACAUGUCCAGGGAUCAUACGACGUUUUCGACAGCAUGUCCUAUCAGCCUCGUUUGGUUCGAUUGAACACUCUUCUAACUGCCAGUCCCGUUACACUUCGCAAGGUGCAGUUAUUCUCUGCCGCCUUCCACCCAUCGGCAUUGCUUGCCGCCCUGUGGUCAUGGAGAACCACGUUGCAACAUCUACGCCUGUAUCUUGUUUACCUUACGUCACGCGAGAACGACUGGCUUCAGGUUUUCCAGUGUCUAGAAUCUUCUAUGGAGGUUCUUGAGCGUUUCGAAGUCCUUGGUCUUAUGGAACAAAGCCGCGGUAUCCGAUUGAUUGAGGAAGAGAGAGUGUCAGGCCGCUUGCACUUGAUAGACCUUGAUGGCCAUCUGAGCAGCUGCAUGAUGUUGCGUGGCCGUGAAAACGUUCAGCGAGCGCUUCAACAGAAUAUUCACAGGGGCAUGUGGGAGACUGUAUGGGAAUAA
Zasmidium cellare ATCC 36951 is the source of this 1206-nucleotide messenger RNA. RefSeq lists its product as uncharacterized. The record is from RefSeq and is a predicted model, not a curated record. Lineage: Eukaryota; Fungi; Ascomycota; Dothideomycetes; Mycosphaerellales; Mycosphaerellaceae. The transcript has a single exon. Bases 1 to 1206 code for a protein of 401 amino acids.